AUGGAGGAGCAGGGAAGAAAGAUUAGAAAAGAACUAGAGACUUUAAAAAAGGAAAUUAAGGAUUUUAAGGAGAAAGAAUUUAGAUGGGAAAGAGAAAGGAAAGAGUUAUUAGAAACACAGGAAGAGUUAAAGAAAAGGAUGGAGAAGAUAAAGGUAAGAGGAAAUAGUGUAUGUGAGAGAAGGGUCAGAGAAAUAGAGAGGAAAUUAGAGAUGAAGGAAAGAGAGGAUAGAAAGAAGAAUUUGCUAAUUAAGGGGGUAGAGGUUAAGGAUGGGAAUAGGAAGGAGGCGGUGGAGAGGGUGUUCAAAGAGAUAGGAGCUGAAGUGACAGUGAGAGGAGUCAGGAGAAUAGGAGAGGGAAAUAAAAAAGGGAAAGAGUUGGUUUGGGUGAAGCUAGAGAGUGAAGAACAGAGGAAAGAGGUAUGGAGUAAGAAGAAGAUCCUGAAGGGGAGAGAAGAAAAAAUUAUGGAAGACUGGACUUGGAAGGAAAGGAAAAUGAGAUGGAGGUUAGAAAGGAUAGCUAGAGUAGAAGAGAAGGGUAUGAAGGUAUGGUUAGGAUAUAGGAGGAUUAGAAUAGGAGACAGUUGGUGGAAGUGGGAUGAAGAAGAGGAGGUCCUGAGAAAUGAGAAAGGGGAGCUGAGGAAAGAGGAAGGGGGAGAAGGGAAUGUAGGAAGAUUGUGA
Messenger RNA from Monomorium pharaonis (pharaoh ant), 678 nucleotides. Its product is annotated as golgin subfamily A member 6-like protein 7. The record is from RefSeq and is a predicted model, not a curated record. Bases 1 to 678 code for a protein of 225 amino acids. The transcript has a single exon. NCBI's taxonomy places the organism in Eukaryota, Metazoa, Arthropoda, Insecta, Hymenoptera, Formicidae.